CCCAACUACCAAACUGUCAGCUUCCGUCGGUUGCCAUUCUUAAUCUGCAUAAUUCAUCUGAGCCCUUCAGCAGCCGUUGGCUGCAGUGCCGCGCAUUAUUCCAGUAUACGCUUCCUUAACGCACCGCUGUUGUUGUCGGUUGCACCCGCCGCACAGCAGCUGCCUGCUGCCUGGGCCACGAUGGUACUUCUUAUCCGGAUAAAAAGCACAUCCUGUAUCAGCCAGCAGGGAUUUGGUUAGCGUCCUGCUGAUUCCACUACUGAUCAACAUUGGGGCCGGCGCGCGCUCUCCUUGUUUAGCUGCGUUACACGCGUUAUUAUAACUGCCGCAUUCCAGGCAACAACGGCACAGGAUGCCCUUAUAGUGCAGAUCAGUCUCUGACAAUGCUCCUCGGGAAUGAUGCAUCUGCCGUCCGGUGUUUUAUCCCUGUGUACACUUUCCCUGACAAUGUAAUAUCAAGAGCUUCUGACGCUUAAUCUGAUAACACAUGUGGCUCGGUCUCCGUUGGGCACGCACACACACGCUGCAUAUAUAUACGCGAUCGGCAUAUAUAUAUGUAUAUAUCUCCGACGGUAUCAGUCGCGCUGUGCAGCACACUGGAUUAUAUUCCCGUUUCCUCUUUCGCCUCUCUCUCUCUCAUCCUUCCCUCUCGCGCUGAUCUCCUUCCGUGGUGUGGCAGCAGCAAUUGCAACUAGUCAGUGAUUUCCUAAGGAAAACAUCUCAUUAGCGAUUAAAUUCCCCCAUCGGCCGGGGAUUUCCACAGGGCACUGACGAUCCCUGGAUUACCGCAGGGACAGUCCGGCCGGCAACGUUGUUCGGCGUGGCUGUUGUAGCGCCGUGACGAUCACAUUAAGCGUGAUCGACAAAUGACGAGUGCUUACUGGCCACUAUAUACACUUUGUACGGGAUAACUUAACCACUCGUUCCACUGGAGACGCGCGUGAUGUGCGCUUAAUUUCGUGCAUUUGUUGUUGAUUCCUGUGAGUCUAUCGUGUAUAUUAUGUAAAAAACGGAAUGACUCUUGAUGAUGGUAUUACAUGAUACUGAUUGGCAUCAUUAUCUGCCGGCUUAAGUUGUACGUGGAUCUAGCGAGAGAUGUGCCCAGGCGCCCUUCGUGCCGGUGUGGAAUGUAUGCGGCUGCCUUGGUAAUCCCGGCCAAUGUUCAUCCAUAAGCAUAUCGAUAUAUAUUGGAUUAAUCUGUCACUGGUUGGCCUCACUGAGUGUACUGCAGCCCAGCUACACACCGCGCCGGCGCCCGCUAGCAGUCAUAGCGGUGGUGACCUUUCCGCCGGUGGGCCGCACUUCAGCCUCCGUUCACCUUAUGACGAAAUGUACAAAGCCAUCACCGUACUGCGUGAGCUGUUUUUUCCACAAUGGGUACAGCAGCUCAAAGAGCAUCAUGUUAUCGAUGCGGACCAGUUGCCGGCAGCGUCGUCAUCGUCAUCUGCAGCCGCAACGUCAUCCUCCGUGGCCAGCCUGGCAACCAGCUCAUCAUCAUCAUCCAGCACGAUCAGUAUUACUGCGGCGACCAAUACCACGCUGGCGACAAGUACACCCUCAUCCGCCCCAUCCAUCGCCACAUUAUCCACUACAACAACAUCCUUCUUCACCUACUCCACAGCAGCCAGUCCGGCCGUCACCACACCGCCACCCGACAGCCUCCUCUUCCCCUCCGCCGUCAAUGUUACCAACUCGACACUGCCGUCGUCAACGCGACACUGGGACGAAAUGUACAUGUCCACGGCGAACACGUUUGCUCAGUUUAUACAGAAUAUCACCUUCCUGCCCGGCCUCACCUUCCCGCUGGACUAUGCCCAGCUGGAUUAUCUUAAUCUAUCAGCGGGCUGCUAUAACACGACCAACUGUACAUUAGACGGCGCUAAUGCCGGCGAUGCGCUGGGGAAAAAUUACUGGGCGCUGAUUCUGCUGAUUUUUCCUAUCCUGACCAUUUUCGGGAAUACAUUGGUUAUACUGAGUGUCUUUCGGGAGCGAUCGCUCCAGACGGCGACCAACUACUUUAUUGUCAGUUUGGCCUGUGCGGAUCUGCUCGUGGCGUCGAUGGUGAUGCCAUUUGCGGUUUAUAUUGAGGUGCAGCGGACACGCUGGGAACUGGGUGAUUCGAUUUGUGAUACUUGGAUUGCCAGUGACGUUAUUGCCAGCACUUGUUCCAUCUUUAAUCUGACAGCAAUCAGCAUUGACAGAUUUAUUGCUGUUACACAACCGCUCAAGUAUGCACGCCACAAGAAUCAUCGUCGCGUGGUCUACACGAUCCUCUUUGUCUGGCUGGUCAGCAUCUGCAUUGGUAUGCCCAUUAUCCUCGGGCUGAACGUGCCGGUCUCCCACAAACAGCGUGAUCCCAAUCUGUGCAUUUUCUACAAUUCCGAUUUUGCCAUAUAUAGCUCCAUGAGCUCCUUUUAUAUACCCUGCGUCCUGAUGAUUGUCCUCUACUACAAGAUCUUCCAUGCCAUCCGCCAGCGGGCCGCCAAAUCGGCCUCCUCCAAUAAACGGCCCCUCCCGCCCUCCUCCGAACUCAACCAGCACCUCCCCCUCACCGAGCAGAAAUCCAACCAGCUGCCCAUCCCGGUAGUGGACAAACAGUGGAUGAAGAGCUAUCCGCAUAAUAAUCCCACACCCAACCGGGUCGUCUCGCCGGUGGUCAACAAUAAAGGUCACGCGGGCGAUGCCACCACCCUGGCCAGCUCCAGCUGUCUGGUGGACGGGGAGGAUAAUUUAAUCGAGGAUGUGGAUGUGGACUCGGGGAAUUCCGGACAACAGAGCACCCCGCCGCAGGUCACGGCGAUGAGUCCGACAGAAAUAGAGGCGACGCUGGCGGACAAUGUUCUGUAUAGUCCCGACGUGGAGGUGGUCGAGACACCGAAGCGCGGCAAGAGGACACGCUUUCUCUCGGCACUGAGCGGCUCGCUGAAUUCAAACAAUGAGAAAAUGCUGUUGGAGAAUGGGGGUCCGGGUGGGGGUGUCCGUGCCGGGGGGAAUCAUGCGUACGGGCGGAAGUUCAAACAGAAAAAUUUAAGACGGUCCAUUAAGUCACGGGAGAAAGUCUUGGCUCAACGAGAACGCAAAGCAACUAAAACACUGGCCAUCGUUUUAGGUGUUUUCCUUGCCUGCUGGGUGCCUUUCUUCACAAUCAGUAUGAUUAACGCCAUCUGCGAGAAGCUCGGUGUACCAUUUCCCGGUGAUGAUGUGUUCAUGGUGACCACGUGGCUUGGUUAUGGUAAUUCCUUUAUGAAUCCCGUUAUCUAUACGGUUUUCAACGAAGAAUUUCGUAAAUCUUUUUGGCCAUUUUACGGUGUAAUCCCAAAUAAACUCUUUGUACAUUUCGGCGAUUACAUGCAAUAUACAUGCGCAAUUUUUGCAAGCACAGUCUUAUAUUUUGCGAAUGAAUCUCCAGAUGAAUUUAUUACUUUUGUAAUGUUCGUAUGUCAGUGUGCGUUUCCAACUUCUGUCCGCUAUGAACUACAAAAUCCAAUGACGCAAUGA
This is a messenger RNA of Paramacrobiotus metropolitanus, 3498 nucleotides long. RefSeq names its product D(2)-like dopamine receptor. Gene Ontology annotation, molecular function: G protein-coupled receptor activity; dopamine neurotransmitter receptor activity, coupled via Gi/Go. Gene Ontology annotation, biological process: adenylate cyclase-activating adrenergic receptor signaling pathway. Gene Ontology annotation, cellular component: membrane. The record is from RefSeq and is a predicted model, not a curated record. NCBI's taxonomy places the organism in Eukaryota, Metazoa, Tardigrada, Eutardigrada, Parachela, Macrobiotidae.